Messenger RNA from Trichomonas vaginalis G3, 774 nucleotides. RefSeq names its product ribonuclease inhibitor domain-containing protein. The coding region runs from base 1 to 774 and encodes 257 amino acids. The record is from RefSeq and is a predicted model, not a curated record. The transcript has a single exon. NCBI's taxonomy places the organism in Eukaryota, Parabasalia, Trichomonadida, Trichomonadidae.
AUGAAUGCUGAUCUUUCUAAGUGCACUAAAAUAAACAUAUUGAAUGAUUAUGUUUUCCACUCAAACAUUGAUUUGUCAGACUUCAAGUUCCCACCAAACAUCAACACUAUUGGUGUUCAUUCACUUUCUAAGACAUCUAUUUCAAGAAUCAAUCUGCCAUCACGAGUUCAAACUAUCAAUAACUAUGCAUUCGAAGAAUGCAGCAACUUAGACACGAUCAUCAUUCCAGAAGACUCAAAUCUUGAAUUCCUUGGUAUUGGUGUUUUCCGUUAUUGCUUUUCGAUUUCGACAAUCAAUUGCACAUGUCCUCGAUAUUCUAUCUUCGGUGGUGCACUUUUCAACUCUGAUAAGACGAGUCUUAUUCUAUUCCCACCUGCAUCGAGAUACUCUUUCUUUUCUCUCCCUGACACAACUACGACAAUCAGUCAAUCUGCAUUCCAAAGUUGUCGAAAUCUUGUUUCUGUCUUCAUUCCAAGUUUCAGUGUUCGUACUAUCUCUUCUAAUGCAUUCGAAGGCUGCACAUCUCUCAAGUCUAUCAACAUCCCACUUUGUGUCGAACGUGUUGAACAAGAUGCAUUCCUUGGUUGUUCAUCACUCGAAUGUGGUCUUCAUAUCGAGAAUCGAAACAAAGAUUUCAUUCAUAAACUCGUUAAUGUCUCUGGUCUUCCAUCCAUUUCUAUCAAACAAUGUAUUUCACUCUACUCCUGCAAAGUCAAACUUGACAAAUUCUCAAUCAACACGAUCUCUCCAUUCAUUGUUAUUUAUAUUUCUUAA